UAGACGGCAUAAGCCUUGGGUGUCCUGGCGUUUCUGGGCGCUUGUUUUAUUAGUUUUGUCCGCCGCUGGCGGGUUCACUUGUCUAUCGUAGGUUUCUAAUCGUAGGUAAGAUACUUGCAACUAUGUUUUAAGAGAACAAAUAUCUUUAAGUUUCCACAAUACUGUCAACUGUUCUUGCCAGGGCACCUUCAGAGAGGGAGCCUAGGCUCCCACGAACGAAUCGAGAUGGAUCCAGCACUUCUGAAGGAACGGGAUGCGUUCAAAAAGAGGGCCAUGGCCACUCCUGUGGUUGAGGCCCGAAAACGCGACCGCGAUUCAUCAGCGGCAAAUGCGGCGUCGCAACCAAAGAAAAAAGUGAAGCCACCGAAGCCAAAAGACACGUACAACUACAAAACUACCUCUGGAAGCUCGCAGUACAACUUCAGUGUCCUGGCGAAAAUUGUGAAGCACAUGAAACAAAGGCACUUGGAAGGUGACACACACCCCUUGACGCUUGAAGAGAUCCUGGACGAGACGAAUCAGCUGGACCUCGGAGCACGGCAAAAGCACUGGCUGGCAACAGAGGCCCUGCAAAACAACCCGAAACUUCAAGUGACGCAUGACGGCAAGUACUGCUUCCGGCCCGCGUACAACCUCAAGGACCGUAAGAGCCUACUGCGGCUACUGGACAAGCAUGACCAGAGGGGCCUCGGAGGCGUGCUGUUGGAGGACGUGCAGGAGUCAUUGCCCAAUGUGGAACGCCACCUCAAGGUGCUGGGCGACAGCGUCAUUUACGUGAUGCGGCCCAUCGACAAGAAAAAGGUGCUUUUCUACAACGACAAGUCCCUGCAGUUCAGCGUUGAUGAAGAAUUCCAGAAGCUUUGGAGAAGUGUUGCCGUUGAGGGCAUAGAUGACCAGAAGAUCGAGGAGUACCUGCAGAAGCAGGGCAUCACAUCUAUGCAGGACAUGGGGGUCAAAAAAGUGAACGUUGCCCAGAAGCGGAAGAAGCCAUCGUCAAAGAGGGCAAAGACAUUCAAGAAGCACAACGACCACAUGGGGGAUAUUCUAGAAGAUUACACCGACAAGUAGAUCUCAUACGUGUAAAUCUGUACAUAUACUUUGAACAUUUUUGCGAAACAUCUCUGUGAGGAUCUUGGACUGUAUAAAAAACAUGUCAUCCACAGAAAAAGAAAAGCAACUGGUAAAACUAAGACCUGCUGGCUGUCUCUGAGGUGCACUUUGGCACGUGAAAGUCUGUUGGGUCCGAUAUUAAAAGUUUUGAUGCGAAAUGAA
Molecule: messenger RNA, 1272 nt
Organism: Rhipicephalus microplus (southern cattle tick)
Lineage: Eukaryota; Metazoa; Arthropoda; Arachnida; Ixodida; Ixodidae
Gene: TfIIEbeta
Product: transcription factor IIEbeta
Biological process (GO): transcription initiation at RNA polymerase II promoter
Cellular component (GO): transcription factor TFIIE complex
Molecular function (GO): TFIIH-class transcription factor complex binding
Source: RefSeq, a predicted model, not a curated record